UACAUUUCUACGGUGGAAGUGGAGACUGGUGUCACGUCGCAAAUAGUUUAACGACUAAUCGUUCGUCUAUCGGACACAUUAGGGUUACUUCUGAACACUGGGAAGGGGAAUUGACUUUGGAGCCGAGGUGGAUUUUCACUGCGGGUGUCAUUCGCAGGCCGGUUUCUCAUUUGUACACAAAAAAUGUCCACGGCUGAUAAUCAUUAUUUUCAGUACAAAGGCUGUAACUUUGUUUCAGCUAUCUACAAAAAAGAACAUUUAGAACAACUGGAACAUUUUGAAAUAAAGGAUUCGGAUGUCUUCAUUGUGACAUAUCCUAAAUCUGGUACCAUAUGGAUGCAGCAAAUAUUGAGUUUAAUUUACGCUGAUGGUGAUCUGGAUGAUGUUCAGAGUAAACCAACAAUGCAACGUGCUCCUUGGAUUGAGGUGCCAAACUCAAAUUUCCCGGAACGCCCAUCACCUCGACUGAAUGUCACACAUUUGCCCUACCAUCUCGUUCCUAAAGCUUUGAAGGCAAAGAAGGGAAAAGUUAUUUAUGUUGCACGGAAUCCUAAGGAUGUACUUGUCUCUUCUUAUUAUUUCCAUAAACAUUUUGCCCUGUAUGAAUCACCAAAAAACUUUCCCGACUUCUUUGAAAAAUUCAUUGAUGGCAGAGUGGAAUUCAGCUGCUGGUUUGACCAUAUCAGGGACUGGUGCACUCAUAAGGAUGAAUUCAACUUCUUGUUCCUAACCUAUGAGGAGAUGCAAAAGGAUCUCAGAGCAACAAUACAAAAAAUUUGCAACUUUGUUGGAAGACAGUUGGAUGACGAAAAACUUGACAGCGUGAUAAAACACAGCUCGUUCGAAACUAUGAAAAAGGAUCCAAUGGCUAACUAUGAAGGAAUUCCUAAAAAAUCCCCAGGGGGAUCGUUUCUUCGUAAAGGGACAGUUGGUGACUGGAAAAAUAACUUCACAGUUGCUCAAUCUGAGAGGUUUGACAAAAUUUACCAAGAAAGAAUGAAGGACCUGCCAUUGGUGUUCACCUGGGAUAAAGAAUAAGUAAAAGGCAAUAAUUUGUAGACUGAUAAGAUAAUGCAAUAAGAGAAAUUAUUUUCGGCCAUACUUAUGAAUAUCUUUUAAACAGAUUUAUGUACCUUUAAAAGGGCUAUGGUGAAUUUUUAUUCAUGUUAGACCAGUGAAUAUCAUUCCCUGGAUGAAAGUUCAUGUACGAGUGUGCAUCGGCUGUUGUACUUUUACCCAUUAAAAAAUAUCUGAUCCUGUGGAUUAGGGAAAAAUUGGGAUAUCGUUUCUCCCAAUAUUUGUGUCCUGCACUUGAAAACAAUGAGGCAGAAACCUACCAUAUUCAAAUCUGACUUAAAAUCAAAUAUCUAAUUGUGCUAAACCCUUAUAUAUUGUCCAAUUUCAUGUUCGGAAAGGAAUGAAACAUACACAAUGUCACUGAUUCUUUGGUUUAACGUCAUAAUCUGGCUGCGUUUAGUUUCAAGUAGUUUUUUUCCCCAUGAAAGGUUGUAUAAAUGUUUAGAUGUAAGAUUCAAAUAAGAUUCACAAAAGACACCUUGUGUAAUUACAUUACAUUCACAACCUAGAAACAGCUUGACUAUUGAUGGUGCUUGUAUAAUAUGAUGUUCCAGAGUCCUUUACCUUUUCUUCAUUCCCACAUCAUAUUCAACAUAUCCUUUUAUUCAUUUUUAUUCCCUGUGUUUGCUACUCAUUAAAUAUUAUUGAUAUUUGCCUAAAAUACUUCAUGCCAUAGUUAGCUCUACAUUUAGUAUUCACCCAUCAUCAGUUUCCUCACUAGAUUCCUGCAGAAUAGUAACUAUUAUUUUGUCAGUGUCUGU
This is a messenger RNA of Amblyraja radiata (thorny skate), 1838 nucleotides long. Its product is annotated as amine sulfotransferase-like. The transcript is spliced from 8 exons. Bases 184 to 1038 code for a protein of 284 amino acids. NCBI's taxonomy places the organism in Eukaryota, Metazoa, Chordata, Chondrichthyes, Rajiformes, Rajidae. Gene Ontology annotation, molecular function: sulfotransferase activity. The record is from RefSeq and is a predicted model, not a curated record.